UUUUCGACUCAGCUGGAGUCGUCCCUGUUACACAGAGCUCUGGGGUGGCUGUUAGAUGAGGGAUGGCGACGUCCUUUAUUUACUAGAAGUGACGUAAACCUGUUCUUCAAGUCACUGUUGAUCUGUAACUCGCACAUAAACUGGGUCCAGAUUACUCUACGGACACUGCAGUCAGAGAGGAGCACUUUGGUGAACUUGCACUUUAUGCAACAAACAACCACAGCUAUAAAAGCAGCCCCCCGCCAACAGAAACCGGCCAUGGCGCUGCGCCCACGUGCUUCCUCUCAACCUGGAAAACUUUCUUUUCUCCAGAGUCCCAAGGUGGCUUCGACUCUUCGACCCCGGGCUGUUUCUUCGCAGUCAGGCUCCAUGUUGGAAGAGGAGCUGUCUUGUCCUGUCUGCUGCGAGAUUUUCAAGGACCCCGUGGUGCUUAAGUGCAGCCACAGCUUCUGCCGAGUCUGUCUACAGCAGUUCUGGAACAAGAAGAAGGCCAGGCGCGAGUGUCCCAUCUGCAGGAGGAAGUGCCCCCUGACGGAGCCCACAGUGAGCCUGGCGCUGAAGAACGUGGCUGACACCUUCCUGAGGGAGCAGGAGCGCAAGACGGCCACAGCUGGGACAGGGACAGAGGCUGGGGCCAACGGGGCAGGGGAGGGGGCAGGGGAGCAAGCAGGGACGGUGGAGGAGCGCUGCAUCACACACGGGGAAGUACUCAAGCUCUUCUGUCUGGAUGACUUUGAAGUCCUCUGCUGUGUGUGUCACACCUCGAAGAAGCACCAGGGACACAGAGUGUGUCCCUUGGAAGAGGGAGCUCAGGACCUUAAGGCAGAGAUGAAGCAAGAGCUGAUACCUCUGAAGAAAAACUUGCGUUGCCUGUAUGAAGCCAAGCAGGAGUGUGAUGACACAACCGUGCACAUCAAGAACCAGACUCAGGCCACAGCAAAGCAGAUCAAAGCGGAGUUUGAGCAGCUGCGAGAGUUUUUGCAGAAGGAGGAGACAGCGCGACUGGCUGCCCUGCAGCAGGAGGACCAGGAGAAGAAAGAGCUGGUGAAGAAGAAGUCAGAGAGCAUCACCAGCUGUAUCCUCACCUUCUCUCACGCUAUCAUUGCCAUUGAGAAUGAGAUUGCUUCCAGUGAUGCUCUCUUCCUUAAGAAUUACACCAACACAAAGAAAAGAGUACAGAUCCCACACAAGGAUCCAGGAAAAGUGUCAGGUGCUCUUAUAAAUGUGGCCAAGCAUGUCAGUUCCAUCAAGUACCAUGUAUGGGAGAAGAUGGUGGAGCUGGUUCAGUACACACCGAUUACCCUGGACCCCAACACUGCCUACUCCUGGCUGUCCCUCUCCCCAGACCUGACCAGUGUCACCAACAGUGGAUCCCUCCAGCAGCUCCCGGACAAUCCUGAACGUUUCGGCCACUUUGUGUUCGUGCUGGGCUCAGAGGGCUUCACUUCGGGCUGCCAUGCCUGGGAGGUGGAGGUGGGCGACAAGUUGGACUGGAUGCUUGGGGUGGUCAAGGAGUCCAUCGACAGAAAAGGCCGUAUCUCGGGCUGUCCUGAGGGCGGUUUUUGGAUGAUCUCGCACUACGAUGGCAAGUACUCGGCCAUGACGAGGCCCAGCACCCCGCUGCAUCUGGAGGGAGAGCUGACCCGAGUCAGGGUGCAGCUGGACUUCGACUCCGGAGAGGUGAUCUUCUCCAACCCUAUUAGCAUGACGCCCAUCUACACUUUUACCGACUUCUUCACCCAGAAGAUGUAUCCCUUCUUCUGCCCUGGAGCCAACAUAAAUGGCAAUAACCCCAACCCACUUAAGAUCUGCCCCGCCAAGGUGGUUGUGUGGAACAGUGCGACAUGGUGAUUUGAGGAUGCCUUACAAAGGCCAUUAAGCAAACUUAAGAAAUUUAAGCAGACGAUAGUUAUAAUCAGUGCAUGCGUGUGUGUAAAAUGACCACAUUACAAGCAAAGUAAUUAUAACAGGUAUUGGUUUAUUUCA
Messenger RNA from Micropterus salmoides (largemouth bass), 1986 nucleotides. RefSeq names its product tripartite motif containing 35-12 (gene trim35-12). The coding region runs from base 205 to 1851 and encodes 548 amino acids. Gene Ontology annotation, biological process: protein ubiquitination. The transcript has 6 exons. The record is from RefSeq and is a predicted model, not a curated record. NCBI's taxonomy places the organism in Eukaryota, Metazoa, Chordata, Actinopteri, Centrarchiformes, Centrarchidae. Gene Ontology annotation, molecular function: ubiquitin-protein transferase activity; protein binding; zinc ion binding.